UAUCCUCCGGAUCAACCAAAUCAGGUGGUCGCUCGAUUCCGCAAAAUCCCCGAUCAGUAGGGUUUCAUAUCAUCAUCUCUUCCCUGCCUUGCUUGCUUCCUAAGGAUUAAGUCGCCCAGCUCGGUCCGUCUUCUCUCUAGCUGUUGACUGCGCAAGCUGCUUGCUUGAGGAGCAGAGUUUAAAAGUGGUUGAACUCUGUCAAGCACUGGUUAAAAAGCCACCCAAAUGAUGCCAGGUGUUUGCAUAAGCAGCAGCUUGGCAGCCUCUGCAAAUGGAGGGAGUUGUGGGGCUGUUACCAUGGUUAACAGUGAUGUACGACUUCUUUGUAAGAUCCCUAUGAACUCUGUGAUCAUUGGGCCAUCUCUACGGCGCCAGGAACUGCUGAGGUUACACCCCACCAGCUCGAGUAGAACAAGAAGAAUGAGUUCCCGGGUUAGAGCUACAUGGCCAUUCAGGAGCAAUGGCAAAGAGAUGGAUGUCAAUAUAGAGCGCAGUGAGGCUGCGAACGAGGACAUCUUGAUUUUCUUUUUUCAGUUGGACUUGGAGACUCGAAUCCAGUAUGCUUUAAACAUGGAACAAUAUGAAGCUGCUCAACAGUUAAGGAACAAACUUGAUGAGGUUGAAGCAGAAAUUAUUAAGCAACGGGAAGCUAAAAGGGGUUCAACAAAGAGUGAAGCUCAGGACAAGGCCAUAAAUCUAUUACGACUCCGUGCUGACAUGCAGAAAGCUAUAGAGGAUGAAAACUAUGCUGUUGCUGCUGAGUUGCGUGAUGAAAUAUCCAAACUUGAGACUGAGAUUCUAGCUGCAUCAGCAAAAGCUCUUGCUUAUGAGAACAUCCAAUAUGCAUUUCGUCUUGGGCAGAGAGUACGACAUAAAAAGUUUGGUUAUCGAGCUGUAAUUUGUGGCAUGGAUCCUGUAUGCUGUGAAUCAAGUUCAUGGAUGGAGAUUGCACAUGUUGAUAAGUUGCUUCAAGGGCGAAAUCAACCAUUUUAUCAGGUAUUGGUUGAUGUGCGUGCAGAUCCCAAUCUUCUAGUCGCAUAUGUUGCAGAAGAGAAUCUUUUAGCCAAUGAACAACCAGACAUGGACAGGUUUGAUCAUCCUUAUGCUUCCUUCCUGUUCUAUGGGAUGGACACCGCAGGUGACUUCAUCCCGAUAAAGCAACUCCGUGAGAAAUACAAUAAGCCGCGCCAUGAAGUUCCGGUGGACACGAGUGAUGAGGAUGCCGGCGGCAAUCUUUGAGCAAUGUUGCUGGGUUGUUGGGUUGCAGCCUAUCAUACAGGUUAUCAUCUGGCUAUAUGGUGGAAUUCUACCUUCAUCCAUGACCAAUACUUUGAUGUGGCUAGUGUUGUUCAGCUUCAUCUUCCUCCUUCCACCAAUACUAGAAGCUGUGCUUGGAAAAGUAAAAGAAAGGAUGGAUAGUCAGAGAGUUGUGUAGAUAUGUGCUAAUAGAAGCAUUGAAAUCAUAAUAGAAGCAUUGAAAUCAUAAAAAUUACUCCUAUUAGGUUUGCAAAGUUGCUGUUGCAGACUCUUGAUGACUUCA
This is a messenger RNA of Musa acuminata AAA Group (dessert banana), 1540 nucleotides long. RefSeq names its product clp protease adapter protein ClpF, chloroplastic. The record is from RefSeq and is a predicted model, not a curated record. Gene Ontology annotation, molecular function: protein binding; DNA binding. Bases 226 to 1239 code for a protein of 337 amino acids. The transcript is spliced from 10 exons. Lineage: Eukaryota; Viridiplantae; Streptophyta; Magnoliopsida; Zingiberales; Musaceae.